GCGAAAAGUCUGUCAACCGUUACCAUGGCAUCCUACCUUGCUCUUUGCUCCACUCAUUCAGAAUCCAGCGCAUCACCUCAUUCCUCAAUCCCUCUCAGUACUCGACAUCAAUCUGACCUGCAAUAGCAAGUCGUGGGGGUUUUUUUCAUGGCCACAAUGGAGAAGCGUUUGCUGGACUCGUUUGUCCAGAUGCUGGCCACAAUUACUGCAUCCUUGCUUCAGCUAAUAAUAUACUCUUGGAAGGGUCUCUGGUCCAUGAUCCUAGACCGUAAUCUCGCGGAUCGUAUGACGAACGAACUCGCCCACUCUAAAAGCUUUGAAGAAUGGCUGGCAAAGGCCACAGAACUCGACAUUCUCACAGGAUCGGAUGUUUGGCGGAACAAUCACCGGUCAAAUGUCUACGACUACAAUCUAAUCCUUUCUCGAAGACAUCAUCUCAAGGUCGUCAAGGAGUCCAAGGAUGUCUCAGCGAUGAUGUACCUCCUCCGAUCGGGAUUACUGAGAAACUUGGGCGGAAUCACGGAUCCCAGGCUCUUCUGUCACUCCUAUCUGGGAACCAAACAUCUGAUCGAGUCAUAUAUGGAUGAGGUGGUCUCGCAACUCGAGCAUGUGGCCGAGACCAGCCAUACCGCUUUGUCCAGACAGGCCAAGAUUGACUUCUUUAUGGAGACGCGACAGAGCUUUGGAAGCUCAGCACUUCUCCUCCACGGUGGCGCAUCAUUCGGUAUGUAUCAUCUUGGAGUUGUAAAGACACUUUUCGAGCACGGUCUGCUUCCCCGAAUCAUCAGCGGCGCUUCUGUGGGAGCACUAAUGGCGGCUCUCGUUUGCGUAAAGACGGACGAAGAAUUACCGGGUAUAUUCGAGGAGGGUGGUAUCGACCUCAGUGCUUUUCAGCGUGUCGGUGUAAGGGGCAAUUUGAGCCGCAAGAUGACCCGCCUGAUGACUCAAGGAUACCUCAUUGACAUUAAAGUUCUGGAGGAUUGUAUUUACACAAAUGUGGGCAACUUGACAUUCGAUGAAGCAUUCAAGAGGACAAAGAGGGUUCUGAACAUAACUGUUCCGUCGUCGAGAAAGUCUGAAGGUCCCCAGCUCCUCAACUACAUUACGUCGCCAAAUGUUUUGAUCAGGAGCGCUGCCAGCACAUCAGCCUCGAUGCUGGGAUUUUCUUCUACAGCUGACCUGUUAGCAAAGGACAAGUCCGGCAACAUCAUUCUAUGGACGCCAUCAGCUGCCAACUAUACCAAUCCGAUCACUUCUUCUUUCUUCUCGUACGGAGCCGUUAGUCCUGAGACCCCCCUGACAAGGCUAUCAGAAUUGUUCAAUGUUAACCACUUCAUCGUCUCUCAAGCGAACCCGUACAUCGUCCCCUUCAUGUCUCGCGGGCUAAAGGAUCGAAAGUCUGGCGGAUCAGACCGGUUUGGGUAUUCUGCAGGAUUGAUGGAGAGAGUUGCAAGAGUCAUCCUCGUCGAGAUUAAGCAUCGGAUGGGUCAGUUGAAUCAAAUCGGCAUUCUACCGCACUUCUUCGUGCAGCUGGUGGAGGAGAAAGUAUCUGGAAACGUGACCAUUGUGCCGGAAGUGCAAUUGCAGGACUUUAUGACCUUAAUCUCAAAUCCCACACACAAAUCGAUCCAGUACUGGAUCCUCAAAGGCGAGCAGUCAACAUGGCCCUUUUUAUCCAUGCUCAAAUAUAGACUAAUGAUCGAGCUGGCUCUGGACAGGAUCCUGUUGCAGCUGCGAGCUGAGGCAUCCGCAUCUGCUAUUCAAGCCGGGAUCGAAGGCCAGCACUUUUCUGUAGGAACGAGGAGUGUGCAUCAUCGGAGGCAGAAAUCAGGCCCCAAAAGGCUGACACCACACUCAGUCUCCCCCGCAGUGACUAGGCGUGGAAGUAGCGCCAAUAUCGAAAGCAUGAAUAGAACCGUGAAUGGUAUGACUGCGCCGCUUCGACUCCUAAGGAUGACUAGCCACGUUCAGUCCGGAGAACAGGACUAUCUCAGCGCGACACCGUAUCCCCAAGGCCAGCAAGGCCACCAACGUCAGAAUGAGGCCCACCAGCACUUAGAUGCUGCCACACAUGAACUCCUGGAGGAUCCUGGUUUGAAUGAUCCUGGAAGACCAGUGCCGCUAUAUGAUCCCAAACGAUCCAAGUCGAUGCACUAGCUCAUCAUAUACAUUCAAGUCCUUUUCC
Messenger RNA from Gamsiella multidivaricata, 2185 nucleotides. RefSeq lists its product as uncharacterized. Gene Ontology annotation, biological process: lipid metabolic process. The record is from RefSeq and is a predicted model, not a curated record. The transcript is spliced from 10 exons. Gene Ontology annotation, molecular function: triacylglycerol lipase activity. The coding region runs from base 148 to 2157 and encodes 669 amino acids. NCBI's taxonomy places the organism in Eukaryota, Fungi, Mortierellomycota, Mortierellomycetes, Mortierellales, Mortierellaceae.